UUCCAGUGCGUUGAAUGUCCUAGAGGAAAAAUAUCCAAUGAGACAGGUAAGAUAGCCCUUAGAUAUAUUGCCAGUAUUUCAGCCAAGAGAAAUGCACAAAGGCAAACACAUAAGUGUCCUCUGAUUUGUGUUUUCUAGAUAUGAAUUAUUGUGUGGAUUGCAAAAAGGAUCGCUAUCCAAACAAAGGAAGGAAUAAGUGCAUCCCAAAAAACAUCACUUUCCUUUCCUAUGAAGAACCUUUGGGAAUUGCAUUAGCUUUCAUUGCAGUAUCUUUUUCAUUCUUAUCUGCGCUAAUAUUAGGAAACGUUAUCAGAUACAGAGAGUCUCCCAUAGUUAAAGCCAACAACCGGCAGCUCAGCUAUGUCCUCCUCUCUUCCCUCAUACUUUCCUUCCUCUGCUCUUUGCUCUUCAUUGGACGACCAAGUAAUAGGACCUGCUUUCUUCGGCAAACAGUGUUUGGAAUCAUUUUCUCUGUCUCUCUUGCUACAGUCUUGGCCAAAACCAUCACUGUGGUUCUGGCCUUCAAGGCCACAAAGCCAGGCAGCGGUACACGAAAAUGGCUGAGACCUAGAGUUUCAUACUUCUUUGUGAUGGUCUGCUCUCUCAUUCAAGUUGUGAUUUGCAUGAUCUGGUUGGGAACUUCCCCUCCAUUCCCAGAAGCCGAUUUCUACUCAGAGCCUGGACACAUCAUCCUGGAGUGCAAUGAGGGCUCAACCAGUGCCUUCUAUUCCAAUCUGGCCUACAUGAGUGUUUUGGCUUUGGUGAGCUUCAUUGUGGCUUUCCUUGCCAGGAAGCUGCCUGACAGCUUCAAUGAAGCCAAGUUCAUCACUUUCAGCAUGCUGAUUUUCUGCACUGUUUGGACAUCCUUCAUCCCAGCCUAUCUCAGCACCAAGGGGAAAUAUACAGUGGCUGUAGAAAUCUUUUCUAUUUUGACCUCUAGUGCUGGGCUACUUGGCUGCAUCUUCUUUCCAAAAUGUUAUAUUAUUCUACUCUAUCCUAAUAAGGACCAGAAAGCACAUAUAAUCAGCAAACAUUUCCAGAGAUAGGGUUGUUGUAUGUUUUCCGGGCUGCCUUUGACAACACAUUUCUAGAGAUAAAUAAAUGCUAAUGGGUGUCUCAUAUAAAGGCGAUAGCUCUGUUUGAGCUAAAUGUUGAUAGGAAAGGACGUUUUAUAUGGUGUGUUUUCUGUGAUGGUAUUGUUUGUAGUGUGAGACAGAAAUCGAACUUUCAGGGUUUUUUUCCGAAACACCAUUGUGUAGAAAUUGCUGAAUUAUGCACUGAAUACUCAUGCUUCUACCCACUUCUCCUUGCUUAUGAUAGAAUGACCAAUUGUAAUCAAUGCAUGAUUGAUAGCUUUUUACCAAAAAUGCCCACAUGCCCAUAUUUAGAAAGUAGUAAAUGAUGUGAUCAAGCAAAGCCAUACCCACUGGGCCAAGCAAGUGAUGGAAAGUCAGAUAUCCACCCCUCAUGGGCCAGAAGAAUCAUGAGAUGAUGAUGCUAGCUGGCAGAGAUACGAUAAAUUAUAAAAUUAUUGUUCUAAAAGACAGCAUAUGUUCCUCCUAUAAUAGAUAGUAAAUGGCACCUCACACACAUGCCAUUUUCUUCAGUCCUUUUCCUUUUUUUCUAAACUGUCUGUAAUAAAUCUUCUCUUCUUGAUCAUGAAACACCUGUGUCCAUUUUGCCUGUAUUUUGAGCCUGCCAAGUUGACUGCCUAGACCUGGGGCGUAAAAAUAGUGUGCAUGUUUUUAAAUUGAUUUUAAUGUAUAGUUUAAUUACAUUUUACCUAUUGUAUGUCUUAAUAUAAGGCCCCUGGUGGUACAGUGUGUUAAACCACUGAGCUGCUGAACUUGUGGACCAAAAGGUGCCAGGUUCAAAUCCUGGGAGCGGAAUGAGCACCCGCUGUUAGCCCCAGCUCCUGCCAACCUAGCAGUUCGAAAACAUACAAAUGUGAGUAGAUCAAUAGGUACUGCUCCGGCGGGAAGGUAAUGGCGCUCCAUGCAGUCAUGCUGGCCACAUAACCUUGGAGACGUCUAUGGACAACGCCGGCUCUUCAGCUUAGAAAUGGAGAUGAGCACCAACCCCCAGAGUCGGUCACAACUGGACUUAACGUCAGGGGAAACCUUUACCUUUUACUUAAUGUCUUAAUAAAUAUGUCUUAAUAAUGUCAAA
Messenger RNA from Anolis carolinensis (green anole), 2169 nucleotides. Its product is annotated as vomeronasal type-2 receptor 26-like. Gene Ontology annotation, cellular component: plasma membrane. Gene Ontology annotation, molecular function: G protein-coupled receptor activity. The record is from RefSeq and is a predicted model, not a curated record. Gene Ontology annotation, biological process: G protein-coupled receptor signaling pathway. Bases 141 to 1046 code for a protein of 301 amino acids. The transcript has a single exon. NCBI's taxonomy places the organism in Eukaryota, Metazoa, Chordata, Lepidosauria, Squamata, Anolidae.